AUGAGCGUUCUUCGUCCAUUCAAAGCCUCUGAUAUGUUCAAGUUUAAUAAUAUAAACUUGGACAUCUGGACGGAAACGUAUGGCAUUGGUUUCUACCUCAGCUAUCUCUCGCGGUGGCCUGAUUUGUGCUGCGUGCAAGAAGCCCCGACAGGCCGCAUGAUGGGAUACGUUCUUGGCAAAGCAGAAGGAAGCAAUGCCGAAUGGCAUGGACACGUCACUGCGCUCACCGUGGCACCCGAAUACCGCAGGCUCUCCCUGGCUCGAAGGAUGAUGGCCCUCCUAGAAAUGGUCUCCGAUGAGAUUUACAAAGGCUUCUUUGUUGACUUGUUCGUGCGGUGUACGAACACGGUCGCGAUAGACAUGUAUGAGGGCCUCGGGUAUAGCGUAUAUCGAAGAGUGCGGGAGUAUUAUGGCAGUUUAGGGAUCGGGAAAGGCGGAAGAGACGAAGAGGACGCGUUUGAUAUGCGAAAACCACUCUCACGCGAUCCCAAUCGUCGCUCGGUGCGGCCCAAUGGAAGGGAAAUGAUCGUUAGUGCCCACGACGUAUAA
Laccaria bicolor S238N-H82 is the source of this 549-nucleotide messenger RNA. Its product is annotated as N-acetyltransferase. Gene Ontology annotation, cellular component: NatB complex. NCBI's taxonomy places the organism in Eukaryota, Fungi, Basidiomycota, Agaricomycetes, Agaricales, Hydnangiaceae. Gene Ontology annotation, molecular function: protein-N-terminal amino-acid acetyltransferase activity. Gene Ontology annotation, biological process: N-terminal peptidyl-methionine acetylation. The record is from RefSeq and is a predicted model, not a curated record. Bases 1 to 549 code for a protein of 182 amino acids. The transcript has 5 exons.